Molecule: messenger RNA, 5973 nt
Organism: Syngnathus typhle (broad-nosed pipefish)
Lineage: Eukaryota; Metazoa; Chordata; Actinopteri; Syngnathiformes; Syngnathidae
Gene: knl1
Product: kinetochore scaffold 1
Exons: 26
Coding region: 172-5700 (1842 amino acids)
Biological process (GO): attachment of spindle microtubules to kinetochore; protein localization to kinetochore; cell division
Cellular component (GO): nucleus
Source: RefSeq, a predicted model, not a curated record
AGGCGGCAAAAUUCAUAUAGCCAGACGUUAGCUCCAAGUUGACGUUAGAACGAAAACAAUUGACUUUCUUCAUCUUCCACAUUUUAAGCCUUGAUAUUAUGGAUAAAAUUAUUUGGUAACGCUUAACAAUAUUUACCAAGAGGUUUCGCAAGUAACCACUGCGAGUUGAAAAUGGAGUCCUUGCACUCUGACAAAAAUGAUGAAAACAGUGGAGGCUCCUACAGGAGACGAAUAUCUUCUAUUCUUAAAACUCCACAUAAAUCUGCAAGAUUCCCAGAUCCAAAUCAACAGGAAAAUGAGGUUGAAUGUGCCAAACCAGCUGAUAAAAGAAAUUCCAGAAGAGUGACUUUUGCACUAGCCAAUGAUGUUCUUCUUUAUUCCAAGGAUGCGAAAAAUGCCUCGCUGGUCCGAAGUCCAUUCCAAGAGUUAAUGUCAGCGUCAGUGCCAGCAGAAAAUAGUGCCCAAGUGUCAGUUAGUGAAGAUGGGAUCCAUCAAAAAAUGGGAAUGGACCCACUGAUAGGUGCACCUCUUCAUGUCUAUGAACAAAAAGGAAAUGCCUACAUUGAACCAGGAGAAGUCUUUGGAGAGAAAACAGUGACGUUUAGUGGGGAGGAUAGCUUCGUGGAGAUGACCCAAACUCAAACAAUCAACAUCACUGGCCAUCAAGACUAUCUUGUAGGUGCUUCACAGAACAAUAGAACCUUGCUUUCUUGUGGAAAGAAUACAGCAAUGUCCUCAGAAGAUGGCAAAUCAAUGGAAUUGAGUCUCGGUCACGGCGCAAAUGUCGCAAGAGAGUUGCACGAUAGAGUUGCGUCAUCGGCGCGAAGUUUUGACCCUUGUUUCAACAACUUGCUUGCUCGUAUUCCAAGCCCAUAUGGAUCAAGUGUUGAACCAGAUGAAACCACGGUGAACAUCUUGAACAUUACAACAGUAGAUGUGGAUAAGGAAAAUCAAGAUCCAACUUUGGUUCUUUCUGAAACGGGGACUAUUGGAGUCUGUCAAGAUGAAGAGAGCAAGACGGAUAUGACAGUUACUCACACGGGCCACAUUGCAGGAUUGAAAGAUGAUGCUGAUGAUCCCUUUGGGUGUUUUUUCCCCCAACAAGAAAUGUAUUCCCAGUCUGGGACGGCAUCACAAGCAAGCCACAACACAAAGACCCUGCAGAAACACACCAGAAUCACCCUGGGAUCACCCAAUCUAAAAGAUACUUUAAAAAGACAAUCCACAGAGAAGAAAAUGAUAUUCACUGCAGAAGAUGCCUGUAUGGACAUGACAGAUGGAAAUUUUGACGAUUUUUUCCGUGAAGAAAAAUCUGGCCUUUUUGCAUCAUCUACGGAAAAGAAAGACAGAGCGACUACUGGCCAAUCGGCUUCAUCUGAAAAAAAUGUGGACCCCAAAUUUGAAGAAUUCCUUGCAAAAGUCUUCAAAACAGAUGGCACCAAAGUUAAUCCUGGACAUUCUGGCCCUCUCGCUAAGGCAACUGAGGAACCAUUUAAUGGAAGUCCAAUCCAUCCCAAAGAUGACUUGACCAUAGAUAUGACAGAAUUUCAAAGAUGCGAUAUCCGACGUUGCCUGCCUGUGCAAGUGAGGCAUCCUAAAUGUCAACAAACCGCAUUUCAUCGGUUGUUCCCUGACACUUUACCUACCAGUGACGAGAGAACUGUGAGGUUCACAGCAAAUGACGGUACAAUGGAUAUGACCCAAAGUCUUAAAGUAAACAUUGAUACGCCAUUUGAAGCAGGCACACUCAAAAAUCCUGGAGGAGAGAAUACAGUCAUUGAGUUUUCAGCAAAUGACGUAGCGACGGAUGUGACGCAAAGCCUCACGGCAGCAAUUGAUACUCAACUGGAGCCAGAAGUACCAAAAAGUAUCCGUGGUGUACCUGCAGGAGAAGAAAAAACGAUUAGGUUUUCAGAAAAUGACACGGCGAUGGAUAUGACGCAAGGCCUCGCCGCAGUGAUUGACACUCCCUUUGAACCUGAAGCACAUCACAAUGCUAGAAAAGAGAAACCUGUCAGGUAUUCAUCAAAUGGUAUUGAGAUGGAUAUGACGGGAAACCUGACCGCAAAUAUUGCUACACAUUUGGAACUAGGAGCACCCCACAAUGAGCCUACUGGAAAAGAGAAAACAAUCCAGUUUUCAGUCAAACAUGAUGCAAUGGAUAUGACACAAAGCCUCACUUUAGUAAACGAUACUCAGUCCGAGCCAGAAGUACCAAAAAAUGUCCACCGUGAACCUGCUCGAGAAGAAAAAACGAUCCAGUUUUCAGCAAAUGACGCAGCGAUAGAUGUGACGCAAAGCCUCACGGCAGCGAUUGAUACUCAGCUCGAGCCAGAAAUACCCCAAAAUAUCCGUCGCGUACCUGCUGGAGAAGAAAAAAGAAUCAGGUUUUCAGCAAAUGACGCAGCAAGGGAUAUGACGCAAAGCCUCACGGCAGCAAUUGAUACGUGGCUUGAGCCAGAAGUACCAAAACAUAUUCGCCGUGAACCUGCUGGAGAAGAAAAAGUGAUCAGGUUUUCAGCAAAUGACGCAGCGAUGGAUAUGACGCAAAGCCUCGCCUCCGUAAUUGAUACUCAGCUCAAGUCAGAAGUACCCAAAAAUAUUUGUCAUGUACCUGCUGGAGAAGAAAAAAUGAUCCGGUUCUCAGCAAAUGAUGCAGCGAUGGAUAGGACGCAAAGCCUCACCUCAGUAAUCAAUACUCAGUCCGAGGCAGAAGUACCAAAAAAUACCCACCGUGUACCUGCUGGAGAAGAAAAAACUAUCCGGUUUUCAGCAAAUGAUGCAGCAAUGGAUAUGACGCAAAGCCUCCCCACAAGAUUUGAACCUAGUCAAGAUGCGGUGGAAAAUCCAGAUGCUGUCAACUCAGAAGAAACUCAAAAUAGCAAAGAAGCUGAGUUGAGGAAUAAAACUAGUCCCUUAUCGCAAAAGUUAAGUUCACCCAGUACCGGUGACCAUGGCAGACAUUCAAGUCCCUCAAGGAAGUCUAGACGGUCAAGUAUUGCUGAUCUUCAGUUAAAAUUAAAGCGCUUAAGUCACAUAAUGACCUCUGAGGUCAUUCCUCCAAAUGACGUAGCGACGGAUGUGACGCAAAGGCUCACCUCAGUAAUUGAUACUCAGCUCAAGACAGAAGUACCCAAAAAUAUUUGUCAUGUACCUGCUGGAGAAGAAAAAAUGAUCCGGUUUUCAGCAAAUGAUGCAGCGAUAGAUAGGACACAAAGCCUCACCUCAGUAAUCGAUACUCAGUCCGAGGCAGAAGUACCAAAAAAUAUCCACCGUGUACCUGCUCGAGAAGAAAAAACGAUCCGGUUUUCAGCAAAUGAUGCAGCGAUGGAUAUGACGCAAAGCCUCCCCACAAGAUUUGAACCUAGUCAAGAUGCGGUGGAAAGUCCAGAUGCUGUCAGCUCAGAAGAAACUCAAAAUAGCAAAGAAGCUGAAUUGAGGAAUAAAACUAGUCCCUUAUCGCAAAAGUUAAGUUCACCUAGUACCGGUGACCAUGGCAGACAUUCAAGUCCCUCAAGGAAGUCUAGACGGUCAAGUAUUGCUGAUCUUCAGUUAAAAUUAAGGCGCUUAAGUCACAUAAUGACCUCUGAGGUCAUUCCUCCAGACAGCACUGCAUUUUUGCCUAAUUUGGAUUCUGACGCUGACAAAAGCACAAAAUGCAACAACGACCUUUCGGUAUCGGAAUUCGUGCCGGAUAUUAAAGCUGGCUCAGGAAACGCAGAGGAUUCCGUAACACAAUCCGGUCCGCAAGGGUCUGUAGGAUCCCCUUUUGCGUUCAAGACAACAGAGCUGAUGUCAACACUGUCAACUGGAGGCUUUAAGCAAAAACUCCCACAAAGAAAAACUCGAUCCAGCCAAAGCAACUCUCAGGAGAAAUCUGUGAGUUGGACGAAAAUUGACAAUAUUGUCGAUAAACUGAAAACGUGGAACGACGGUGACGUGCGUAACAUUUGUGAUGAAGAGCUCGUUAGCUGCGACGAGUCAUUCCAAACAAUGGACGACAAAAGUCCCCCCAAGGAAAAUUCAUUUAUUAUGGAAGAGUUUAGCAUCGAUGAAGUCUUCCUUAAAAAUGUUCUUCGAGAAAACAGCCCAGAUGGAGUCCAGGGAACCAAAAGAUGCUUGGCAUCAGAUGAACACAAUACAGAGAACAAAAAAAAAAUGAAAGCGUCCAGCGUGAUGCUCCCUGAGGCUGUUGCAACGGAAAUACAGGCUCAAGUUCUCGAAAUUGAUCAUCGUGCGGACACCAUCACAGUUCCAUCCUCGUCAAACCAGACGAUGGAUUCUUCCAGCAGUACUCGCUCAAACAUCAGCUCGUGUGACGCUACAUUUAAUCCGACUUUUAAACACAGCAUGAUGGAAUCUCAUUUUGAAGAUCGUGAAGUGCAGAAAUUAAAGGAUGGCAGUAUAACCGUGCUUGAGUUCUUAAGACUGUUCAACAUGGACUUUGUGAUCCAUGAACCUAGGCAAAGCAUCCUUCCUGACAAAUUUCCACAUGCCACCGGUUGCUCGGCAAUGGAUGUGUUAAAAAACAGACAUGUAUAUCACCCUAAAAAAAUGGUCUAUGAAGCUGAUUUCAACAACCUCUCUGAAAAGGUGGAAGGGCUGAAUUACAGAAUGUUGGACAAAAACAAAUCUCUCAAGGUGAUCAAUUACCAAUUGUGGGCAGAUUUGAAAGACUGGACAGAAAAGGAGAUCAAAUCUUUUGGUAUAAAACUAAAAGAAAGGCACAAUUUCUACAGAAAGAUGAGCAAAAUCCACAGAAAUGAAAUGAAGGAGGUCCUGUAUUCAAACCUUGUACAGACUCUUAAGGAUGAGCAGCAGAAGUUCAAAAGUGCAAUUGAAUCGAACGAGAUGAUCAAAAUUCUGGAUGAUUGCAUUUGUGAUUUGGAAGCAGAACUAGCUGCAGUUGAACACAAAGGAAGUGAAGACAUGCCAAGUCUGAAGUCACUUCAAGAAGAGAUGAUAAAAGUCAAUGAGGCAUUGGAUGAGAAAAACCGACAAAUAUGUGGACUGGAGUUGGAGAAAACUCAAGCUUCAGGAAAAUUGGUCAGGUUGAAAGCUGAGACCAAAAAUCUUCAGAGCUUCAUCGGCGUGCUUGAGAAGCUGACCGAAUGGAGAGUCCGAGAAAAGACGGAAACACACACCCUGUACACUUUCCUCUACGACACAUUGUGUUUACAGCUGGUGCACGCAGGAGAACCUGAUCGGAAAAUAUCCCAGAUCAAUUUCAAAUUUGUCCUUGAUGAUGAAAAGUCACAGAGCCACGCACGCAUUGCUCACAAACUGCUGUCUCAGCAUAUCGAGCGUGAAACAGCCUGGGUGGAGAAGUACCCAACAAAUAGUUACAUCCCAAAGCUGCUCCACGACUUGUCCUUGGUGGUGAGUACCUGUCGGCUCUUGGGGGAGGAGUUACGACUCCUGAAAAUGUGGGGAGGUUUACGGCUCAACAUUGUGGACAUCAGCUGUCAGGACACUCGGGUAAAUAUCGUCUUCAGCAGUCUGAGGAGACGUUCCAGGUUUGAGGUCGUUUUGUCAGUCGGCUUGGCCAAACAGUGCUAUGUUCUUCAUGUGCAUAGCUUUCAAAACUUCUUUGGAGACGCAAGGGUUGAGCAAAUUGACCAGAUUCUCAAGUCAUUCUCCACUGGCAGAAACUUAUUGACAAAGACUAUCAAAAAGAUCAACUGUGAUUUACUUUGUUGAAAGUUGUACAAUAUGCCCCUUUGUAAAAGGUCUUUGGAUUCCUAUCUGCAGAAUUGUGUUGUUUUGGCAGGCUGCAGUUCCCUCAUUCACCUGUAGAUGACAAUGAUGUUCUACUUAGUUUUGGUUCCCAAAUUAUGAUGUUGAGGUUAGUGGUUUUGUAGUAAUGUUUGGAAUUCUCUUGUUACUGCAGUGAAUAUGUUUUUGUCAGAUUUUAUUUUUGUUAAAGACCCAUUGGCGUGUAUUAUCCAUAUUCAAAUAAACAUUUUGGAAUUA